AAAGAUCCUACGGAUCGCCCAGACAAACAAAUGACGAAUAUUUAGUUGAAAUGUCAUGGAGUGUGAUAGUUCGGAUGAUGAUAUUACCUUUGGGAAUGCUGGCUAGAAAACAUGGUGUACAGACUAGUAACUUGCAAAAAAGGCACAGACAGAUUUUGUUCAAUACUUGUAACUACUCUUCGUUCCUGCAAUAAAGUCUGUUAUUUUUUUACCAUACGACGUGUGCAUUCUUUAUCUGGCGCUGCGAACAGGAUCGUUAUACGCCUUCGUGGAAAACAUCUGGAAGUUUGUUCGAGCCCAGCCAACCAUCAAGCUCUACCAGUCCAAUGCCUACCAAUUCGAGCGCUACUGAUGAACCCUCUGCUCAAAGCACCUCCGGUUUGCAAGGCACUUUUGAGCACAAUACUAUCAAUAUCCAAGAAAGCAUAGUUUCUGUUACACAAAAUAUGGCUUUUCAAAUGAAAUUCUUGAGCUUCCUAUCCAUUCUUUCAUUAAAUCAUAGGGAAAUAAAUAUCCUCAUUGAACAUUUGCAAACUUUAUACCAUAAAGAUCAUCUGUUAGAUUUUGAAACAAUGCACCCUUUUGAGAUACUGAAUCUUUGCGAACUAUCAAUUGUAACUUUGCGAAAUGAAUCAUAUUCGUAAUUCAUGUACCUCUUCUUGACCGUAAAAACUUACAGUGUUUUUGAAUUGUAUCCGUUAAUUAUAAGGAAUGAAUUAAUAAAGAUCCCAAGCAAUUUUACUUUGUAAUUUGAAGAAGAAAGAUUUU
Messenger RNA from Acanthoscelides obtectus, 768 nucleotides. The record is from the annotation of a GenBank genome assembly. NCBI's taxonomy places the organism in Eukaryota, Metazoa, Arthropoda, Insecta, Coleoptera, Chrysomelidae.